Baudoinia panamericana UAMH 10762 is the source of this 2547-nucleotide messenger RNA. RefSeq lists its product as uncharacterized. The transcript has 2 exons. Bases 1 to 2547 code for a protein of 848 amino acids. The record is from RefSeq and is a predicted model, not a curated record. NCBI's taxonomy places the organism in Eukaryota, Fungi, Ascomycota, Dothideomycetes, Mycosphaerellales, Teratosphaeriaceae. Gene Ontology annotation, molecular function: ubiquitin protein ligase activity. Gene Ontology annotation, biological process: protein polyubiquitination.
AUGGCUACGGCAAGUUCGAGAGACAUUUCGAACAUCCAGCAUCUCUUGUCACAGUAUGUCACGCAGUUGGUGGAUGGCUGCGGCAGUCCCUCCUGUCGCGAGUCCCAAUGUCAUACUGGACGACGGAAUCUAACACCUGCUCAUCAACCCAUACGCAAGUACACAGUUCGCUCCGCUCGAGCAAUUGCCCUAGCUUUGGUCGGCGGACCACAUUCGCAAACACAUUUGUGCCAGUAUUGUACUCGGUCGCGCUUAGAUACGAAUGCCGAAGUGCAAUCGAAGACGAAUGAGCGACGUUAUGACACAGGCUCCUUCACACAGCUGAUCUCACAGACACCUAGUGUACGAAAAUCAUGCAGCCGGACCAACCAUUUUGACAUACCCGCAGGCGACAAUGAUCUCGAGCACUAUCUCAGCACGCUUCAGCCACUCCUUGAUCAUGUUGACCCGAACACAUCCCAUCCGAACAUUCGUAGUGCCUCGGAUGCAUCACGCCGCAUAUCUGCUUGCAUCUUGAAGUGUCUUGCGGAUGUACCGAUAGAUAUCACAGCUAGCGGUGGAGCGGUGCAUGCGUGUAUUGCUUAUGGAUAUGCCUACCCGCCCCCAGGAGCUCCUGUACCGGGAGCAUUCGCAAAUCCUAGCGAUCCCAAGAUCUCCCGCUUCCUGGAUUACCUUCACCACGGACCCGCAAAUGCUCUCCUUGCUGCUGCUUUGAAGGCUCUAGCAAUGAGAGUACACCUUGAAGAGAAGCUUGCAUUUCUUGAUCAUCCUCUCUAUGUUAACGAGAGCGAACACUCGACUUUGAACAGUGAGCAGCCCCCGCGGGAUGUGCGUGGCACGCUAGACAUGUUGAUAUGGACGUUGUCUCAUACGUUGGACACGGAACGAUCGCCUACGCUGAUGAUGUGGACCAAAAAGUUGUUCUUAUCGCAUUGGGACGGCUCCUCCCUGAUAAGAAGAGACACGACCGCUUAUGGCGCCCUGGUCUGGAUGCAACGAUGCUCGCUGGAAACUUGUUGUGAAGAGAGUGUAAGGUUGUGUACACUUGCAACCGCGCUUGACGAGGUCCACGUAGCGGAGACUUGGCUCCAUCGCCCGCGCACCGCGUCUGAGGCCCAGCAUCUGCUCUCGUUCCCAGCAGUGUUCGACGUCACAGAGCGCUUGGGUUAUUUUAGAACUAUUAACCACUUGAGAAUGCGUAAAGCACAUUCGUUGGCAGUGAAAGCCGUAAUGCUCCGUCGCCAAUUCGUCUCUGAUGUUGACGAUGGUGAACUCGGUGAUCAACUCGAACACAAAGAAACACCAUACCUCCUUCUGCAGGUUAGUCGCACUAAUAUAUUGCAAGACACUUUCGAUCAGCUUUGGCAGCGUAGAGCCAGUGAGCUCAAACGGCCACUCAGAGUACGCCUUGGCGAAGUCGACGCUUUGGAUAUUGGGCAAGAUCUUGGAGGGGUGCAAAUCGAGUUCUUCAACCUCUUGUGCAGAGAACUGUUCGCAGAAGCGGCGCAGAUCUUCACCACAAACGUCGCGACAGGGUUGAGCUACUUCCGCCCUGGGAGUUUGCAGCCUUUGUACAUGUUCGAGACGGUUGGCCUACUCCUGGCGCUGGCAAUCUACAACGGCAUCACCAUUCCGGUCAGCUUCCCACGCGCAUUCUACAAUAUCCUCAUCAAUGGCCAAUCCUCAAACAUACCCUUGGCUCCACGAAAUCACAUACGCCUCGCAUCACGAAGCAACCCAAUGGACGCCAUCAAGGACGGUAUCGACGACGGCUGGCCACAGGAGCACAGCUCGCUUAUUUACAUCUUGCAACAGCAAGAUACGGAUCUGGGCCUGGAGUGGAGCUUUCCAAUGGAAGCAAAUGGCUACCGUCUGUACGUAACCCGGUUACAAGGUGAUCGGCUCGAUCAUGACGACGAAGUGGUUGGUGUUGACCACUCUGGCCCUACGGAUGGUGCACGAGAGGUUCAUGGUGGUGUGGAAACCCUAGACUGGCCUGGUUGGCGGUUUGCGGACGCUCCAUCCAGGCCAGUUGGGCGCGAUCAGUUGGGCGACUACGUAAACACUUAUGCUUGGUGGUUAGCGUAUGGCUGCGUCAGGCCACAGUGGCAGGCAUUCAUGCGAGGUUUCUAUCGCGGUAUCGAUCGCGAAGACCUCGCACUGUUCACGCCAGCGGAAUUGAAGUCGGUUGUCGAAGGCUCGACGCAUCUGGACAUUGACGAGCUGCGGAGAGCAGCACGGCAUGAAGGGUUUGACGAUGAUCUGACCUACAUUGAUACGUUUUGGGACAUUGCCAGCAGGUGGCCGGAGGAGACGCAGAAGCACUUGCUCAAGUUCGUCACCGCUGCCGAGCGGGUUCCGGUUGGCGGCGCAAGCAGUAUCACCUUCAUAGUACGUCCUGGUGUCGCAGAAGACCCGGAGGCGCUACCGACGAGUUCAACAUGCUUUGGUACGUUGACCUUACCCAUAUACCCGAGCGCAGAGGUGUUGGAAAGGAAGUUGCUGUUGGCGAUUGAGUACGGUAUGGAAGGGUUCGGGACCGGAUGA